This is a messenger RNA of Vicia faba (fava bean), 495 nucleotides long. Lineage: Eukaryota; Viridiplantae; Streptophyta; Magnoliopsida; Fabales; Fabaceae. The record is from the annotation of a GenBank genome assembly.
AUGACUAAGAAAUUACGAAAGUUAGAGAAAGUGGUAUUGUACAAUAGCAAAAGCUGGAGUGUUGAUGAUGAGGUGAAAAUUAAGAAGAAGAAGAAGAUGAAUAACAUCAGCAAUACCAAUAGGAUUUUGAUAUCAAUCAACAUUGUUGGUAGUUCUGGAUUAUUAACAAUUCUGGUUAAUGAGGAUGAUGUUGUUUGUGAUGUUAUUGACAAAGCUCUCAAAUCUUAUGCACGUCAAGGAAGAUUACCUACUUUGAAAUCUAAUACAUUUGACUAUGUUCUACAUUGCUCAAAUGAUACCUCUGAUGCUCUAGGUCCAUCUGAAUCCAUAGGAACUUUUAGAACAAGAAAGUUUGUGCUAUCUGAAAAUCAAGCAUCAUCAACAAAGACAGAAGAAGCACAAUCAAAAGGAAGAAAUGGUACUUGGAAAUCAUUUAGUUUCAAAAAAUUACGUUCCGCACUGCAUUGUGCAGCUAUAGGUGGUGUUAGAGAUUAA